This is a messenger RNA of Silurus meridionalis, 2433 nucleotides long. It is a transcript of the gene ddx6, whose product is annotated as DEAD (Asp-Glu-Ala-Asp) box helicase 6. Gene Ontology annotation, biological process: cytoplasmic stress granule assembly; P-body assembly. Bases 917 to 2368 code for a protein of 483 amino acids. The transcript has 15 exons. The record is from RefSeq and is a predicted model, not a curated record. Lineage: Eukaryota; Metazoa; Chordata; Actinopteri; Siluriformes; Siluridae. Gene Ontology annotation, molecular function: mRNA binding; RNA helicase activity; ATP binding. Gene Ontology annotation, cellular component: cytoplasmic stress granule; P-body.
GCUGUAGAGCCCCAAAAUAUCACACAGGCCUAACGCUUAACAGUUCGGAAACAAUACAUAGCGAGUGUCGUGGAAUUUCAGCAAUAUUUGCGGCUUCAGCUCCGGCCUCCGGUGAAGGUUGUUGUCGCUGUAUGGAUUUAGGGUCUGUUUGGUGGAUUGAACUCGGUAGCCGCCUGGUCCUUUAAAUCAACCACAGAUUGUACCUGAUUUCCGCCCCCCUAAACUCUGAUAGUUGGCGAUAAAACCGCUAAACAGUCAUUGUGAUUGGAUUGUUAAACUUUUCGUUAUCGCGUAUUUAUUUCGGGCCAGAACACGCCCGCAGAGACAGUCAGCGUUAGCUGGAUAUUAGAUAGUAUAAUGUUAGCUGCUAGCAAACAAGCGAGACGCUUAUUUGGACAUUUGCUGCUUGAGCUGUGUAGAUAUUUUCCGUGUAGUCAAAUGUAACUAGCAGGUUAAACGGAGAAUGUAUAAAAUAAUGUAAAUGUCGAACUCUUUGGUGGUUAUGUACAAAGCUUGACCUGCUAAAUGCACGAUAUUGUAUUGGGCUGUAGUGCUUUUCGUUAUUGGUAACUAUUUAGCUAGUUUGGGCAUUUCGCAUUUAAAAUGAACGUGUACUCCAGGGUUGUCGGUGAUCAUACGAAACUGCGCAAAUGCAUUGUGCCUCACUCAUUUUUUUCGCGUUUAAGAACGCGUAUAGCAUUUACGUCAGAAGCGUUUGCCGGGGCAGUUAGCCUGCCUGCUAGCAUGACUAGCUCGGUUAACCGAAAGGCCUGUUAUAGUGACUAGAUGCUGUUGCGUUAUCGCAGUGCUGCUGCUGCCUCCGAUUUACCUCAGAAGUGGGGGGGGGAUUGGCGCUCGGAAUGACGUCAUUUCAGACCAUCCGUAUGUCCGAGAAGAAGAAUAAACAUAAACAGUCAUGAGUACAGCCAGAACAGAGAACCCAGUUAUUCUUGGCUUGACAAACCAAAAUGGCCAAAAGAGAGCCACUGCGAAACCGACAGGGGGACCUGGUGGGGGUGGAGGGGGACCUCAAACACAACCUGCCCAGAUUAAAUCUUCCAGCACAGUCAACAAUGGCAACUCCCUACCUGUGCCCACAGCAAACACAGUCAUUAAACCUGGGGAUGACUGGAAAAAGAAUUUAAAGCUUCCUCCAAAGGACAUGCGCAUGAGAACGUCUGAUGUAACUGCUACCAAAGGAAACGAAUUUGAAGAUUAUUGCCUGAAGAGGGAGUUGUUAAUGGGCAUCUUUGAAAUGGGCUGGGAAAAACCAUCACCUAUCCAGGAGGAGAGUAUUCCCAUUGCUUUGUCUGGGAGGGACAUUCUGGCUAGAGCCAAGAAUGGCACAGGAAAGAGUGGUGCCUACCUCAUUCCCUUACUUGAACGUAUUGAUCUGAAGAAAGACUGCAUACAAGCACUGGUCAUUGUUCCCACUAGAGAACUGGCUCUGCAGGUGAGCCAGAUCUGCAUACAGGUCAGCAAACACAUGGGUGGGGUUAAGGUCAUGGCAACCACAGGUGGAACCAACCUUCGUGAUGACAUUAUGCGACUUGAUGAGACUGUGCAUGUUGUUAUUGCCACUCCUGGAAGAGUGUUGGAUCUCAUCAAAAAAGGAGUAGCCAAAGUUGGCCAGGUGCAGAUGAUUGUUUUGGACGAAGCAGACAAGCUCCUGUCUCAGGACUUUGUGCAGAUGAUGGAGGAAAUUCUGAGCUUUUUGCCCAAGCAAAGGCAAAUUCUGCUGUAUUCUGCAACUUUUCCACUAAGUGUGCAAAAGUUCAUGAAUUCCCAUCUGCAGAAGCCUUAUGAGAUCAAUCUAAUGGAGGAGCUGACCCUGAAGGGUGUGACCCAAUACUAUGCGUAUGUGACUGAAAGGCAGAAAGUUCAUUGCCUUAAUACGCUCUUCUCUAGGCUCCAGAUUAAUCAGUCUAUAAUAUUCUGCAACUCGUCCCAACGAGUGGAGCUCCUGGCCAAGAAAAUCUCCCAGCUGGGUUACUCUUGUUUCUAUAUUCAUGCCAAGAUGAGACAGGAACACAGAAACCGCGUGUUCCAUGAUUUCAGAAAUGGUUUGUGCCGAAAUCUUGUUUGCACAGAUUUGUUUACAAGAGGAAUUGACAUUCAGGCUGUGAAUGUGGUGAUCAACUUUGAUUUUCCCAAACUCGGGGAGACGUAUCUUCAUCGUAUUGGCAGAUCUGGUCGUUUUGGCCACUUGGGUCUGGCUAUUAACCUGAUCACCUAUGAUGACCGCUUUAACCUGAAGGGCAUUGAAGAGCAGCUGGGCACAGAGAUAAAGCCCAUUCCUAGCAGCAUCGAUAAGAGUCUGUAUGUGGCAGAGUACCACAGUGAGAGUGCUGAGGAGGUCAAACUGUGAGCAAGAGAGAUCACCAAGCCCCCAGUUCUUUAUCCCCCUUCCCAUGUUUUCUUUUUGUUUCCCCC